CCUCCCUCCCUCCCUCCCCUCCGGCAUCCCGGCGCGGGGACUCGAGCACCGGCUGCGCAGCUCCGGCAGGCAGCUCCAGCAGGCAGGCAGCUCCAGCAGGCAGCUAAGGCGGGCGCGGGGCGCGGGACGGCAGCCCCCCGGGGGGGCUCCUCCUUUGUGGCCGGCGAUGGUGGCGGCGUUGGGUGCCGGGGCGCUCUCGGCUCUGCGGUGAGCGGCCGGCGCGCUGGAGGCGCGGCAGGUCCCGGGAGCCAGCCGGCUGUCAGCGGUGGCAGAGCGAGGCCGGCGGAGGUGAAAGCGGCCGGUCCAUGGGGUGCCCCGGAGGCGGCGGCGGCGGAGGAGCGGUCCCGGGGACGCCUCCGGCGCGGGAGGCAGCUUGAGCCGGGCCGGCGCGGGACUGCGAGCAGGAGGCGGCGGCGGCGGCGGCAGGCUUUAGAGAGUCAACUGGGACCUGUGUUCAACAUGGAAAUCCGGAUUGUGCUGCUUAUUCUGGGGACCCUGGUGUGCGCUGAGUCAGCAAGAGGCCCACCCAGAAUUGCCGACAAAGUGAUCCACCGGCAAUCUGUGAGGUUAGGAAGAACCAUCAAGCUUUUGUGUCCAGUCGAAGGUGACCCACCGCCUCUCACGAUGUGGACGAAAGACGGGCGGACCAUCCACAGUGGAUGGACGAGGUUCCGCGUCCUUCAACAAGGCCUGAAGAUCAAGGAAGUGGAGAGCGAGGAUGCGGGCAUCUAUAUCUGCAAAGCCACCAACGGUUUUGGCAGCAUGAACGUGAACUAUACGCUCAUUGUGAUCGAUGAUGCCAGCUCAGGAAGGGAGAGUCUGGGACCUGAAAAUCCUAACAGUGGAUCAGAAGAUCAGUUGGGGAAGCUAUGGGCUCGACCGAGAUUCACUCAGCCUGCGAAGAUGAGGCAACGUGUGAUCGCCCGGCCGGUGGGCAGUUCGAUCCGACUCAAAUGUGUGGCCAGUGGCAAUCCCCGGCCGGAUAUCAGCUGGCUAAAAGACAACAAGCCUCUGACCUCGCAGGAGAUUGGCGAGAACAAAAGGAAGAGGUGGACUCUCAAUUUGAAGAACCUGAAGCCAGAGGAUAGUGGGAAAUACACCUGCCGUGUCUUCAACAGGAUGGGCGAAAUCAACGCCACCUACAAAGUGGAAGUGAUCCAGAGGACACGAUCCAAACCCAUCCUUACUGGGACACACCCGGUGAACACAACUGUGGACUAUGGAGGAACAACCUCAUUCCAGUGUAAGGUGAGGAGUGACGUUAAACCGGUGAUCCAGUGGUUGAAGAGAGUGGAAUAUGGCACAGAGAGCAGAUACAAUUCCACCAUUGAUGUCGGCGGGCAGAAGUUUGUGGUGCUUCCCACCGGUGAUGUUUGGUCUCGUCCCGAUGGCUCCUACCUGAACAAACUCAUGAUCUCACGUGCCAAGGAAGAAGAUGCUGGCAUGUACAUUUGCCUAGGGGCAAACACAAUGGGGUACAGCUUCCGAAGUGCGUUUCUUACCGUGUUACCAGAUCCCAAAUCGCCAAGUCAACCCCUGGCACCUUCCUCUACCAGCAGUCUUCCAUGGCCGGUCAUCAUCGGGAUCCCGGCGGGGGCUGUCUUCAUCUUUGGGACCAUCGUUCUCUGGCUCUGCCAAACCAAGAAGAAGCCAUGUUCUGCUCCAGCUGCUACUCCGGGACAUAGGAGCCAGCCUCGCGACCGGGUCUGCACAGCCCAAGUCUCCGAUAAAGACUGCUUGUCCUCCAUGAACUAUGAGGAAUAUGUAGCUCAGCAGCAGCAUUUGUUGACCCAGGGUCCAGUCCUGGCUUCCAGCGCGCCUUCUAAAAUGUACCCAAAGAUUUAUACAGACAUCCACACCCAUACCCAUUCCCACGUGGAAGGCAAGGUACACCAGCACCAGCACAUCCAUUACCCGUGUUAAAGAGGUCCGCCAUUUUAGAACGUUGUGAUGCGAAUCGCUUUGGAUCAGCCGAAACGGCUGGGAAACUGUGGGGAAAAUUAACCCGACACAACCCAACGAAACAUGGUGCGUUGUCCGGGGUGUGUUGUUACUGGGACCAGGAGUAAUGAAGGAAUUCCCAAAUGGCAAAGACGUUCCUUUAGAAGCCCGCUUCAUCUUGGAGAAAAAGCUGCUUCAGUGGCCUGCUAUAACCCUACAAGGUCAAGAGGGUUCGAUCCGACUCCAUCUCCUCAAAGCCAAUCGCACAACGCCAAAGUGCCAAUGCAAAAGGGAAGCGUUUGAGUGGCCUUAUACCAAGAAAAUGGAUGGAUGAGUGUGUGGGGUUGUGUGUGUGCGUGUGUGUUUGUGGGGCGGUGUGUUUCAAGUUGUGAAGCCAAGAAAUGCUGCCUUAGAGUUCACAAUCACCAAACUCCUCAAUCGCUAGAAAGCCUUCUGACCCCAAAACGAAGAACAAUGUAUGGCUCACUUUUAUAUUUAUAUUUAAUUAUGAUCAUGAUGAAUUGAUAAAUGAUGAUGAUGAUGAUGAUGAUGAUGAUGAUGAUGAUGAUGAACUGGAACUGCCGACUUUUUAAAAAUUUAGGACCAGGAUGGUAUGCAAGGAUAUGGAGGUUCACAAAAGUCAGGAUGGUGGCCUUUAAAAGGGGUGGGACUUUGGUCUCCUGUUUAAGGUCACCAUGUCAAUGAAGGCCACCAUCUUGAUGUUUUUGACUCCCUCCGUGCCCCUUCCCCAGCCUCGUAUUCUUCCCUUAUCUGGGGUGUAAACCUCGUCAUCAGAUUUUUCAUGGAUUAUAGCAGAAGAACUUCUUCGUGACAACACAAAUAAGUGGAAGUGUCUUGAAGCAAACGAAUGUCCGUUGUGUCUCAGGAACAACUCAUUUCUGUAAUACGACUUGCAGGUCGAGAGAGACACGUAUUUCACUUCAUUUCUAAGGGGAGAAACAGGCAAAAUGUGACUGUAUUAAAAUGGAGUCAAGGCAGAUUCAGUUAAAAAAGAAAAGAACGUAAACUUUAAAAAAAAAUCUAUAUAGAGUUUAAGCGAAAAUCGUGUAUAUUUAAUUUAUUUUGUAAAAUGUAUAUUUUCUUCCGAUGUAAGCAUUUCUAAAUCCUAUCUUUGACCACGAAUUUAUUUUCGCCCAGGCUCUCAAAUACGAGGAAAAUAAUGUUUAAUCGGGAUCUCGACUGCCCUAUGCUUGCAGUCCUUCAAAGGGUAAACCAUCUUGUGAUAUUUGGAUGCAAGCUCCGCCCCUUUUAUAUUUGCAUGCACUAUUGUGAUACAAGUACACAAAGGGAGAGCUUGAUAUUGUGAGGUCACGGUGCACGGUUUAUCCUUCUGAAGUCAUCCGAAUUAGGAAAGGCACCUUUAUGCUAUUGCUCAUCAUUUUCUAGGCCAGGGGUUCUCAACCUUGGCAACUUUAAGACUUGUGGACUUGUAGCUGGCUGAGGAAUUCUGGGAGUUGAAGUCCACAAGUCUUAAAGUUGCCAAGGUUGAGAACCCCUGUUCUAGGCAAUCCUCUUGUUGGUUCAACAAAACGCGACCUUGCGGUUUUGUUCCAAGAAGCCAUUGUUUGUUUUCUAGCUUGAAAAACAAGCAAAGUUCUGUCACUGAAACAAGAGGGGUUUUUAAAUGAAAUAAUCCUACAGUGGCACAUGGCAGAACCAAAUAUGAAGAAGAAUUUCCAUGGCAAGGUCAUAACUGAUGCCCAAGGAUUUCAACUCAUGAGGUUGGAGCUAUUAAAUGUUUCGCCCUGAAGAAUAUUAGAUUAAGAUUAGCUUUAGGAAUUAAGCUUAAUGAAGAUUAAGAAUGCUAUCAUCGUAUCCCAUUGCAUUUCAUCAUGGGAGGUUUUCAAGAGGAGACGGGACUGCCAUUUGUCCAGGAUGGUAGAAGAAGUCCUCCUGAAUGGGCAGGGGGGUGGACUAGAACAGGGAUCUCCAACCUUGCAACUUUAAGACUUGUGGACUUCAACUCUUUGCUGGCUGAGGAAUUCUGGGAGUUGAAGUCCACAAGUCUUAAAGUUGCAAGGUUGGAGAUCCCUGGACUAGAAGACCUGAUAGUUCUAAGUUCUGUGACUGCAGAUAUUAUGUUUCCUACCAUCUGUUCCUUACACUGUUGGAGAAACCUAAAUUUUAUGGUGAUGUACGAGGAAUACGUCAUCCAUUAAAUUAAAUGCUGCUGUACUACAGGAUGCCUAGAAGAUCUGCUCUUAUCUGAUAGAUAUGCAAAGGGAGGCAAACAAAACAAAAAUAUAUCCAAUUCUCAUCUUUUUCAAAGUUAAGACUUAGGUUGCCCUUUCAGAAAUAUUUUAUUGCUUUGGAAAUACAAUUUCUUCCAGAGGAUAUUCCUGUUUGGAGUCUGCUUCUAAGUAAAUUUCCCCAGAGUCCUUUACAGUCCCAGCGCUGGAGAGCUUUAUUCCUGUUCAUGGGAACAGGGCGGUGGAUGAGGGGUUAUGAGGGCAGUGGAUGAGGGGUUAUGAUCGAAGCGUGCUAUCAGAUUUUGCAUCCGCGCAUCCUGCAAAUCUUUUAGGCUGUUAGGGUUGGUUCAUGAAACUUAAGAGUUCAUGGAUAAAGCACAGUUUUUUCUUGCUCUGUUAAAUCAGUUUGCCAGGUUUAGAAAGACCAAGACAUGGAAGAACAGAGGUGCAUCCAGAUGUUCAAAGCCAGGUCAGAAAUAUAAGAAUCAAUGAGCCUUAAAUCGUUAGCUGUUCAGAGCAAUCCGCUAAAAGGAAUGAAAGUAACAACUAUGCAAUUUUUGUUAACGUAUACGGAACCAUGAUGAAGGUGUGAUUGGUUGGUUGAUUGAAUAAGUAAAUAAAUUUUAUUCACACACUGC
Molecule: messenger RNA, 4789 nt
Organism: Crotalus tigris (Tiger rattlesnake)
Lineage: Eukaryota; Metazoa; Chordata; Lepidosauria; Squamata; Viperidae
Gene: FGFRL1
Product: fibroblast growth factor receptor like 1
Exons: 7
Coding region: 460-1923 (487 amino acids)
Cellular component (GO): plasma membrane
Molecular function (GO): fibroblast growth factor binding; fibroblast growth factor receptor activity
Source: RefSeq, a predicted model, not a curated record